AGAGGGGCAUCACUUGGAUAAAAAUCAUGUUUAUUCAGGCUUCUUUUCCACUCGGCUCUUGAACAGCAACACCAUCAUGUCGCAACACAAUGUUAACACUCACCCUCCCAUUGAAUUCUCCCCGGCGUGGAGAAGAGCUCUGGAGGCAGAUGGUCACCUGAAGUCGACGCUCAGAAGCUGCAAACUCUCGUUUCCCUUCACUCCAACUCAGUUUCGAUUCCUUCUCGGACUCUUCAACACUCGUCAUGCGCUGAUUGGUGCACAGCAGCCCUGGGUGCUGUCUGCCAGGCACAUUCCCGCGAACGGACUGCACUCGCUAUUGGUUAUUCGUUUUAUAAGUGUUUUCUAGCAGCUUAAACGCUUUAAAAAGUUUUGCUGUGCUGCUGUCAUGUUUAAAAAAGCUCUGGUGUCGGCUCUUCCUAAAGUGCUCGUGAACGCACCGUUGUUGACUUCCGGGCGCGGAUGAGUCGGUUUAUUCGACCAUGUUAUGAUGAGAAUAUCUGAAACGGCGUAUGUCAAUGGUGUUUUUUAUUAUGCUUUCACUUCUUGGCUUCGCAUUAACCCAUGCGACGUGAAGAGCGGGACUUGCAAGUGUAGGCGGAGGCACCGUGAAUGCGCCGCUGUUGUCAGAUGGAACUGCAACUCCCAUGGUGCUCCGCGUGCAGCGUCGUCAUCCGUGCUCGACUGUCGCAUCUGGUUUUGAACAUCAGCAGCGAGCGGGAGUGGGUGUUACCAUGGCAACAGACAUUGUUUCACAGUUGGCUGACUCACUGGCCAAGGCUGGUGUGGAGGAGGCGGAGCUGAGCUACAAGGGGCAGGGGAGGAAGCUGGAUGAUGCCCAGUCAGUGGAGGAGAUUGUGAAGGAGAUCCAGGACUUUGAGGGUCUCCAGGCUCUGCGCUUGGAGGGCAACACUGUUGGCGUGCAGGCAGCUCAGGCCAUCGCUAAAGCUCUGGAGACCAAGAGCGAAUUCCAGCGCUGUUACUGGAGCGACAUGUUCACGGGUCGCCUGCGCUCGGAGAUCCCUCCAGCUCUGAACUCCCUGGGUGAUGCCCUGAUGCUGGCCGGAGCCCGGCUCACCGUCCUGGAUCUGAGUGACAACGCCUUCGGACCAGACGGGGUGAAGGGGAUCGAGAACCUGCUGAAGAGCACCGCCUGCUACACUUUGCUAGAGCUGCGGCUGAACAACUGCGGCAUGGGAAUCGGAGGAGGGAAGAUCCUGUCCGCCUCACUGACCCACUGCCACAAAAAGUCAAGUGCAGACGGCGCCCCUCUUAGUCUGAAGGUGUUUGUCGCAGGACGAAAUAGACUGGAGAACGAUGGCGCCACCGCCCUCGCGCAAGCUUUCAAGUUGAUGGGCAGCCUGGAGGAGAUCCACAUGCCCCAGAACGGCAUUAACCACCCCGGCGUGACGGCGCUGGCCUCUGCCAUGCAGCACAAUUCCAACCUGCGUAUCCUCAACCUCAAUGACAACACCUUCACGGAGAAGGGCGCCAUCGCCAUGGCGCAGGCCCUCAGGCACCUGAGCAGCGUCCAGGUGAUCAACUUCGGCGACUGUCUGGUGCGUCCCGCUGGAGCCAUGGCCAUCGCUGAAGCUGUGUCUGAAGGACUGCCCAUCCUGAAGGAGCUCAACUUGUCGUUCGGGGAAAUCACAGAAGAAGCAGCUUUGGCUGUUGCGAAGGCAGUGAAGGACAAAGAGCAGCUGGAGAAGCUGGACCUCAACGGAAACUGCCUGGGUGAAGGUGGUUGUCAGGCUGUGAAGGAGCUGAUGGAGGAGAUGAAUAAGCUGGAGCUGUUGGGCUCCGUCAGUGAUGAUGAAGGUGAACCAGAAGAUAAUGACGACGAGGAUGAUGACGACGACGACGAGGAUGACGAUGAGGAAGAGGAGCUGGAUGAGGAAGAAGAAAUGGGUGAGGAAGAGGACGAGGAGGAGGAAGAAGAUGAGGUGACAGAUAACAAGUUUUCCACGCCGACGUCGGCACCGCAGACACCCGACGUCUCCUCCUUCCUCAGCUUCCCUUCGCCAGACAAGCUUGUGAAACUGGGCGAGAAGCGUGCGUUGCUGAUCGAGCAGCAGGUGGAUGUGAGCGACGCCACCAGGACGGCUGAAGCCUUCCUCAAGAUCGCGUCAGUGUACAGAGACGACAGCCACGGCAUCAAGGAGGUGGUGCUGCAAACCGUCGAUUCCCUUCUGAGGAGCGCCUUCUCCAACCCCUCCGUCCAAGGCUUUGGCUUCGUCUCAUCUCUAUUGGUCUUGCUGGGACUCCUGAAGAGUGAGGGCAAGGUCAAACCGCUGCUGCUGGUGCCGGGCCACCUGCACGUCCUGGAGCACGUGGUGCGGCAGGAUUAUUUCCCUAGAGAUAGCCUGGCCGUGCUGCAGGCCUUCAUGUCGCGGGAUAACCAGGCGCUGGAGUCCUGUGUUGGUGUGAGGAAGAACCUGCAGUCCACCCUGCAGAGAGUCCUGUCUGAGAGCUGAAGACCUGCUCAGUGUUGUGAGUCGCUCGUCUUCGUGCGUCACACCUCUGGACCUGACCACACCUCAUCACCUCACGUCUUCCUCCUCUUUACUGGACUUUUAUUGUUUUAUAUUUUGCUCCUCUCACAUGAACGUUUGAGGGCUCAGUGUUCUGAGGCUCCGCUGUUGCCACUGUAAAAUAAAGUCU
Molecule: messenger RNA, 2661 nt
Organism: Synchiropus splendidus (mandarinfish)
Lineage: Eukaryota; Metazoa; Chordata; Actinopteri; Syngnathiformes; Callionymidae
Product: ran GTPase-activating protein 1-like
Exons: 16
Coding region: 648-2474 (608 amino acids)
Biological process (GO): nucleocytoplasmic transport; signal transduction; activation of GTPase activity
Cellular component (GO): perinuclear region of cytoplasm; nucleus; cytosol
Molecular function (GO): GTPase activator activity; small GTPase binding
Source: RefSeq, a predicted model, not a curated record